This is a messenger RNA of Phytophthora infestans T30-4, 1053 nucleotides long. RefSeq lists its product as uncharacterized. The record is from RefSeq and is a predicted model, not a curated record. The transcript has 2 exons. The coding region runs from base 1 to 1053 and encodes 350 amino acids. Lineage: Eukaryota; Oomycota; Peronosporomycetes; Peronosporales; Peronosporaceae.
AUGGCCUUUUCCGGCAUUUUGAAACUCAAAUUCGGGCCCUUCUGGUUCAAGACCUCCAUCCUCCUGGUCAACUUGAUGCCUUACGGUAGCCGAAGUGCCUCAUACAUCCUCCGCGUGGAGCGUCCAAGCGUCUUCGGCGGCCGCAUCGAGCUACCAAUCGGUCACCACGGGUUUCCGAUUGAUCUCCUCCCGCGAUCUGCCAAAGACCGUCGCAAACUUCAGUUCCGCAUUCGCUACGGCGCGAAAGGCAAGAAGCUCCGCUUUCUCGCACCAACCGCCGAAGUGUAUGCCCACUGGAUCACUGUCCUCCGUGAGGCCUUUGAAGGCAAUGUUAAAGUUGCCAAGCGAGCUCGCAACCAGACAGUCAGUGACACGAAUGAGACCAGCGUCGGUGUCUCCGGGUGUGGCGACUGCACCAGCACCAGCUCCGACGUCCAGAAGACAUUCGUCAAUGGAAACGAAUCCCUCAGCGGACUACGAACGUCGGAGCACCUGGACACGUCGACCUCUAGUUACCAUUCGUACUACCAGCAUGACAACAUCGUCACCGGUGUCUACGCUGGCAGCAACGACAACUUCGAAGAGGGAUCCGCAGCCAGUGCCAUGAUGUCCAUUGCCACAAGUGGAGGAUCAGCGUCAAGUGUGACGAAUGAAGUCUAUGACGCCAACAGCGACGAUUACGAUAAUGAUGAAAGCUCGGAAGAGCUAGAUUCACCUUUAAGUGGUCCGACACCAACCGAUGAGAAGGUUAGCGCAGGCCAGCAUAAUGUGUUCUGCAUGGCCGUUGACCACGACGGCGCAGCGACCUUCUCAGUUUACGCGCCGCCACAGAAAGCACGUAAUGGCCACCCUUGUCGCAGUGAGAGACUGUUCCAGCUCUCAUUCGUGCAGUGGGCCGGGUGGGUGGCUCUCGAUUUACGAGAUGGCCAAUGUCUGCCAGAAGUGUUCCGCCUUACCAACCGUACCUGCAAGCGUCUGCAGUUAGUAACCAAUAAGAAAGCGGCCGCUGGAGCUACUCGACAACCAACCGUUCAUGCUGCUGCUCUGAGCUGA